Messenger RNA from Rhododendron vialii, 2807 nucleotides. RefSeq lists its product as uncharacterized. Gene Ontology annotation, biological process: defense response to other organism. The transcript is spliced from 6 exons. NCBI's taxonomy places the organism in Eukaryota, Viridiplantae, Streptophyta, Magnoliopsida, Ericales, Ericaceae. The coding region runs from base 123 to 2807 and encodes 894 amino acids. The record is from RefSeq and is a predicted model, not a curated record.
GCCAGCUCUCAAACUCUCCUUAUUGAUCUCCGCCUCUCUCUCUCUCUCUCUCUCUACGCCUGGCCUCAUCAUUGCCUUGCAGAGAUCUCAUAAGCGAAAGGUUCAACUCUCAUUCAAAGAGCAUGGCCAGUACUAGCAGUGAAGCCCCUCCUCCCCCAUCACCUAGUGAGACUCCAACCAUCAACAAUUCUACCGAAUCCAAACCGCUUGAGAACGCAGAUCAAAAAGGUAAAAAACCGCUUGAGAACAACCACCACAAUGCAGCUUCAAGCAGUGGAAUAACCAAAGAAGAUGACAACCACGGUGGAGCUCUUUCCCUCUCUUCUGAAAUGAUCCAGAAGGAUCUCCUCCUCUUGGAUUCGGCCUUGAUGAAGUACAUGCACCAUACAUAUGGGAAAAUCAACCAGGCCCGUGAGAAAUUCAAGGAGCAACUAAAAUUUCCGAGUACUGUGAGAGACUUUGACGAAGUACGAAGUGCCAUCAGGAAGCUUGAAGACCAGAUCCCUUCGCUUGAAAACAAUCACCACAAUGCAGCUUCCAGCUGUGGAACCACCAACGAAGAUGACAACCACGGUGGAGCUCUUUCCCACUCUUCUGAAAUGAUCCAGAAGGAUCUCCUCCUCUUGGAUUCGGCCUUGAUGGAGUACAUGCACCAUACAUAUGGGAAAAUCAACCAGGCCCGUGAGAAAUUCAAGGAGCUACCAAAAUUACCGAGUAGUGAGAGUGACUUUGACGAAGUACGAAAGGUCAUCACGAAGCUUAAAGGCCAGAUCCCUUCGCACCGUUCUUCCGAUUCCAAAUCACAACAUAGGGAGUGGCCUAAUAUAAAUGAGUUCGAAGAGGAAAUGAUGCACUUCACAGAGGUUAAGCAGACGGUUGAUUUGGAGGUCCUAAGGAAAAUGGCUUUCAGUGAUCUCCUUGAGCCAUGGCAUCGUUGUUUGUUAUGUUUCUUUAGGUUCCCACCAGAGAAAAUUAUAAAGAGAACGACGAUGAUUUACUUGUGGAUAGGCCAGGGAUAUAUUUCCCAGCCAAAUGCUGGCAAAAAGAUCUUUGAUGAGCUUAUUGCAAAGCACUUCAUCGAGCGUUGCUCCGCGGUGCCAAAUAGUUGCAGGAUGAAACCUUCAGUUCGUUCUUUUUUAUCCGAACUAGCUGAAGGUAAGGGAUUUACUUCAAAUGGAGCGCCUCUUAAUGGGGAUUUUUUAAAGGAUUGUCGUGGUCUAGCUGGGAACUCAUGUCGGAUCAACAGUGAGGCCAUUAUUAAUAAAGAGCUCAAAAUAUUUGAGAAUGUGGAGACUAUCCAAAGUCUUCAUCUCGGAAGGUGGCAAAGCUCAGCUAAGCACCACAUUGAACUAGAAGACAUCAAAAUUCUCAAUGGAUUGAAGAAUUUGAGGUUGUUAAAGUUUCUUAGCCUGCGAGGUAUUUCUAUGAUGACGGAGCUUCCCGCAUUCAUUUUAGAGCUAAACUGUUUGGAGAUCUUAGAUCUUCGAGCUUGUCAUAAUCUUGAGGGGAUUGCUGACAAUAUUGGUUUGCUCAAGUGUUUGACACACUUGGACAUGUCCGAGUGUUACUUUUUGGAACACAUGCCCAAGAGUCUUGCUCAACUAUCAAACCUCGAAGUUCUUAAGGGAUUCUUCAUUGGGCAUCUCAAGAAAAAAAAACAAUCAUGUACUCUUUACGAUUUGUCAAAGCUGCCGAAGUUGAGAAAACUUAACAUCUACACAAGUGUUAAAAAGUUUCCUAUAGGGUCGGACCUUGAAGCUUUACAAAAAUUUGAAGGCCUACUCAAGUUGACAAUAUCAUGGGGAGGAUGCUCUUUAAAGGAUGAAAAAAAUGACGGCAUGACAACAGACUCUAGAGCAGAAGGCCUUCAGACACUUCAUCUCAGACUGCAGAAACUAGACCUUCAAGGUUUCCCUAUGAAGAGUCUACCCCAUUGGCUGUGGCCUGCCAAUCUGAAGGAACUAAAGAAACUCUACAUUAGAGGAGGGAACUUAUGUGAUCUAGGGCAAUUACAGGAACGCCCAGGGGAGAAAUGGAAAGUGGAGAUAUUGCGUUUGAAGUACUUGAGUGAAUUAGAGAUAGAAUGGAACCAACUGAGGUCAUUAUUUCCCGAAUUAAUUUACUUGCACCAACUAAAAUGUCCCAAGCUUACUUCCUUCCAGAUUGAUAAGAGUGGUGUUUGGAUGGACGAAAAGGCUAUUGAUACUCGGUUCUGGCUGCAGAAAUUCUUCAAAACCGAUGGCGUCAGCUUAAGUUCUUUGGUGGGGUAUGGUCCAAACUUAGCUCAGGAUGAUUCUAACUUCUCAAUUGAACAAGGAAUUUUAGGAAUGGAAACUGUUGAGGAAGAGGAGUAUUACUUUUCCUUGGUGUAUUUGAAACAAGAAAUCGAUAGGAGUGCCUAUUAUAGCCAAAUGAAGUACAAUAAACUAGAUCAAAAAGGUCAAAAAAGCUAUCAAUCAGAAGAGUCUACCAUUAUAGCAUACAGAUGUUGGGAAACCGAAUCCCAGAACUUAGUAAUGGCGCCAUCAAGCUAUGAGAAAACUUUUUCGCCAGCAGCCAUGCUUAAGUCUAUCUGGAUUCUCUUAUCCAUUGCGGCUCAUCUCGAUUACGAGAUUUGGCAAAUGAAUGUAAAAACCGCGUUCCUUAAUGAAAAUCUGAAUGAGUAUAUCUAUAUGGUGCAACCAGAUGGAUUCAUAGCAAAAGAGCAUAUGGCAGCUUCUGAAGCAGCCAAGGAGGCUGUUUGGCUUAGAAACUUUUUGUUGGAUCUGGAAGUGGUCCCUUCAGUGCAAUCACCCAUUACACUCUAA